UUUAUAUAUAUCCUUCGUGAACGUGCAAUGUCUGUCUUUGCCUCACGGGGACUCAUUUGUGGUGUUUUGUCUCCCUAACAGGUGCCGUGAUGGUCCAGGAGAGGCUGAAGGUAGCGGUGACGAAGGUGACGGGUGACGGGGCCGAGCUGAACUGGGCGACGACGGCGGUGCAGCAGCAAGACGCCCUGACCUGUUCGCUGCACUACGGUCCCAAGACGGAGGCCAUGCUGGUGAAGACGGAGGUGCACACGGCCAAGAGCAACAUCAAGCUGGCGCAUCUCCGGCCCCACACCACCUACUACGCCUUCCUCAGCUGUAGCCACGCCGCCGUUACCUACGACAGCAACACCGUCCACUUCACGCCGCACGGGGAUCCAGCCGUGGCCCUCGAGGUACGGCCACCACCUUCCCUUCCCCCGCCCCGAGCCGCGGGUGACUCCGCGUCUUCGUGGUCCAGGGGAAGGAAAGAAGGCAGCGAAUCAGCGGGGGACGGCGGCAUCGUAGUCAUGAUGAGUCAACGGCACAUGAACGCCCCCCGACGGGACCCUCACAGCGCCGUGCCCUCCACCAGCGUCAUACUGGGCGCGGUGUGCGGCGUGGUCGGCUUCCUGAUCAUCAACGUGACGGUGGUGAUGGCGGUGCGGCAGUACUCACACAGGAGGGCACGCAGACGGCGCCUUCUUGAACUGCAAUUGGAACAACAUUGUGGCUACCUCUACAACUUCGAGCAGCUGAUGGCCGACUAUAACCAACAGAUCAACGCCAGUAACUCUAACUCUUAGAGCGAGGAAAAACAGCUGUGUGGCUUCGAGGGGCAAGGCGCGGACUCCUAAGAGGGAUUUGUGAGGCUUUGUCGCGUGUCUGAAAUGGUUUGUUGAGAUCCAAGAAGAUGGCGGCGAGUGAGGUCGAAAUACGGAACUGCGAACGGAGCUGCUUAGCUUCCUCGUGUGACCUUAUGUGCGUAGAAUGAAACACACAGGAGGUUGAACGCACUUAUAGAGAGUUCGGUAAAGGUUGAGGUUUGGAUCAUGUUUGAGUGGACUUGAAACUAACCUUCUCUGUGGCGCCGUGAGCGUGUGAUGAGGACCGUGAAAAAGUGUCCUGAGAUGAAAAGUGUUAUGAUAGUGCUUGCUUGUGUGCUCCUUAAACAGACGUGGAAAGAGAAAACGGAGUGCGCUGGAGAUGGAAUACACUCUGUCUACCUCUCUCUUUCUCUCUUUCUCUCUCUCUCUCUCUCUCUCUCUCUCUCUCUCUCUCUCUCUCUCUCUCUCUCUCUCUCUCUCUCUCUCUCUCUCUCUCUCUCUCUCUCUCUCUCUCUCUCUCGAUCUAUUUUUAUCUCUGUCUCCCUCGGACGUGUCAGGGAGGGCGCCGCGUGUGUCUGCCUCGCCCCGCCCCGCCUCGCCUACACAGCAGCGGCAGCGAGGUCGGAGCGUGAAGGAAACUUUAUCCGAAGGGCUUGAAAGUUUGGACUGCAGGUUUUUUUCCAUCCGAUGAAAAAUCAUGGCGUUCCUCUGAAAAGUUUGAGUGCAGUGUCAGAUUGGGUACCGUGUUUUCGAUCUCGGAGGGCUCGCGAUUACCCUGAUGGAAGGCAAAUAAGUUAGUUUUUUUUCCAUCCAUUUUCUCGAGAAGUCUUGUCGCCACCAGCACGCUCCCAGACCAGACGUCAAAUGGAGGAUAUAGAAAAGUUUUGCGCUCUUUGUCGUCUGCAGCGGUGGAGUGUGGGCGUGUGCGGCCGUGGUGGUGGAGGGAAGGAAAGGCGAAACAUCUGCAAGGCCCCACCACCUCGGGAACACGCGGGAGUCGACGGCAGAGUGAAGAAGAGUGUGUCGGGUGUUCCAGGCGCGAAGACAAUGGCUGGGAGACGCUGGAAAUGGAAGGGAAGGAAAGGAAAGGAGGAAAUGGAGCCUUUUGUGUCGGUGGAGUGAGAGAGCUCAGGAGGGCAACAUUCUUGUGCCAAACAAAGCAGGAAUACACAGAAACUCGAGUCUUCGCGAGGUGAAAAAAAGAAAGGAAACCAGAAAACCAACCAAACCCUGAAGCCUUAUUUAUCGUCAUGGUGAAUCCGAGAGAGGCGAAACACUGCGGACUGCGACGAAACGGAGAGACACACCAGCGCUAAUCAACAGAGAGAAUAUACGUGGUGAAUGGGAAAAAAAAAGAUGAGAGAGAAAAAAAAAAUGCAAACACUUUUCCGUUGCCAUUCUUUCAGCGCUUCCCGCCCCGACUGGUCCCGUCUGCAAAGGGACAACAGAGGCAAGAAGAAGAGGAGGAGGAGGAGAGAAGGAGGAGGAGAAGGAGGAGGAGAAGGAGGAGGGGGAGGCGGAAGGAGAGAGGGACGAAGAUGAGGGAGGCGGACUUUUAUGUCGGGUGGGUGAAGGUUUUGAUUGAAUUUUGCCUCCCAGACUUGUGAAGUUUAACCAGAACCGAGAUUGAAUUCCCCGGAAGAGGCUGACGGACGGCCGCUCUUACCCCGCCCGCCGGUCUGCAGGUCACGUGACGGGUUAUUGUCAUUGUUGUUGUGGUUGUCGUAGUGUUGGCGGUGGCGGCGGUGGCGGAGUGAAGGAAGAAAGUAAAGGUGAUAGUAUCCCCGCCAAAGGAAUCCAGCAGGAACGUUUUCUUCUGUGUACUCCCGUUUUCUUUCUCUCUGAUGUACCGAAAACGGAGUGCGGAGGAACGAGAGAGCGGCCACGAGUGCAGAAAAUGACGAAAUGUAGAAAGAAAGAAAGAGGAAUCGAGAACUCAUGAAAACUGAUGAGAGAAAAUAUUGACCUCUCAGGAAACUUAUAAUGAACACUCGCUCGUGACCGCUGAUGGAAACACGGAUGAAAAUUCUCGGCUUCGGUGAUUCGUGUAAAUUUUCUUCAUGAAUUAUUCAUCCUGAAGUCGGCGGCGGCGGCGGCGGCGGUGGCGGCUCCCGAAUGAAAAGACGACGAGAGUGAAACAGUUGCUGCGGCGAAGGAGAGGAGACAAGACGAGAUGAGAUUGCCAAGGACGCCGGAAGGACAGCAUUGUGUGUGUAAAGAAGCGAGAGAGAGAGAGAGAGAGAGAGAAAAACCCAUUUUUUUCGCCGGCAUCGUAACUUUAUAGAGAAGACGAUCUCAUUUCAAAGUUUGUACAUAUAUAUAUGAAAGAAAAAAAAAUGAGACAAAUAUUUGUUAGAGAAAUAAGUAGAGGGACCCAAAUAUUUACUCGCGUCCUUUGAGUGAAUAUUCGUUCUCGGCGCCGACUCGAGGGCUUUUAGCGAGGGCGUGAGAGGAGGAGGAGGGAGAAGUAGCGGAGAGUAGAGGGACAGCAGGAAGGAAGGAGGGAGAAUGAGCGGUAGAGUUCUAUGGAGGAGGAGCAUCGCCUAGCCGUAGUUAGUCACACAGCUGCUGUACAUAUAGUGUCGUAGAGGGGCUGCCAAGGUGGGUCAGGGGGCUGCGUGGCGUCGGUUAGGGUCUUAGUCCUGGUCUGUCCUGAAGGAGUGUAGCGAUAAAGUCUUGUACUUGGAAGUCGAGGCAGCGCGUGGGGAGGCGGUGACGGCCAGCCAGGGGUGAGGGCCGCUAGUCGCCCUCUGUUUGGGGAUCCCUGGCCCUCUCGCCCCCUCCCCCUGCGCCCCUUCCUCGGCCUUCAUAGUGUUUUUCCUCUUCCUCAUUUUUCCGGCGUGACUUGAGCGUAGCGGCUCCUCCCAGACCCUCACCGCAGCCUUGAAAUAUUUUUGUGAGUCUCUGGAGAGCGUCUAGGCCCUCUUGCCUCAGUCUUUAAAUGCACCUUUUGUAAGACUCGUUUGAAGAGAGAGAGAGAGAGAGAGAGAGAGAGAGAGAGAGAGAGAGAGAGAGAGAG
Molecule: messenger RNA, 3822 nt
Organism: Eriocheir sinensis (Chinese mitten crab)
Lineage: Eukaryota; Metazoa; Arthropoda; Malacostraca; Decapoda; Varunidae
Exons: 4
Coding region: 90-782 (230 amino acids)
Source: RefSeq, a predicted model, not a curated record